CUUCCCGAGAGCCGUUGUAGCCCGUGCCUCCGCCGUCCGAGCCGUACUCCCUCCGCCUCCUUCUCGUCAAAAUCUUGAUCUUUUUCUCGUUCUUUUCCUUGAUCAAGGCAGAGGGAGGAAGAAAGCUGCUUCUUCGGAGUGCGGUCGUGUUCCUUGUCCUCGUUGGUCUGUCCAUGGACGCUGGUCCUCUUCCUCGCUCGCUGAUCCACACCAAUGCGGACGCAUCCGGAGAAUCAAAUCGCAUGAUGAAAGCGCAUGAUGUGCUGCCCUUGGUCGGAAGCGCCGCUGCGAGGAAAAGAUUGUCCGACAUCACCAACACGGUGAGUUCGGGGAGGGCCGGAAUGAUGGGUGCCGAUGUCGAUCAAGGUAACUCGAAUGUGAUUUCUUGCCCGAGCUCCAAAGAUUGCAUCGUCCAGCUCAUGAAGGAAAAUACUGCCUUGUUGAAGCUUCUGGCAGAAAAGAACAAAAUCAUAGAACUGAGUAGCACUGAGUCGCAAAAACUCCAAUUUGAAUUGCAGAAAACCAGUCAACAAAACUGGCAAUUGGCCCGGGCUAACUCACACAUGCUAGCGGAGCUCAACUUAGGGAAAGAUAGACUAAAAGUAUUACAACAUGAGCUUGGUUGUACCUUAUCAAUCCUUAAACUAAAGACUUCAGAAUUAGAGGAGAAAGAAAAAUUGAUCAAAGAACUCCUUAACAAAAUUGGCUCAGAGGUAGGAAGCACCAGGUGUGAGGAGGUUGAAGCAAAUGCAACUCAACUUGCUAAUGACAAGAAAAUCUGCAAUCCCAAUAAGAAGCGCAAGUUAAAACAGCAGCCUUUAGGCCCUAUCGCUUUGGUUCAUCAAGUGGCAUCAGAAGGAAAGGUUGAUGGUAGAAGAAGGAGGUCCUUACGAACAAAAUCCAGUGGCUUGAAGUCUGAAUCAUGUGAAUUUGUGAAUGACUUGCUCAAAAGAGAUGAUGGCAGAUCUCCAAUGACCCAUCGAGUGGGCCUAGAGGAAAAGGUUGUGGGAAGAAGAAGUUCCUUCCGAACAAGAUCCUGUAGUUUGAAAUCCGAAUCACAUGAAUCUAUGGAGUUGCACAAGAUUGUUGAUGCCAUACUUCCAGUGACUUGUCAGGUGCCAUCAGAGGAAAAGAUUGAUGGAAGAAGCAGAAAAUCCUUGCGGAGGAGAUCCGGUUAUUUAAAGUCUGAAUCAUGUGAGCCUACUGAGAACUCAGUCAAGAUGAAGGAUGCCAAGUUUUUAGUUUAUACGAUCAAGAAUGAAAAUUUGCAUGAGGAAGCUAUUGCUCAUGGAGAUUGUUCUACUUCUUCCAUAUCAAAUAUUUCUGUUGAACGAGUAAAGAAUGAGAAGCAUAAUUCAAUUAGGUCUUCAGAACUCGGGAAUCGGGAGUGCCAAAGAAGAUCCUCUGUUGGAAGGCCAUUGCGGAAGGCUACUGAGAAGGUCGGUUCUUACAAAGAAAUGAAUCUGAAUGUAAAAAUGUGAAGAUCAGAGUGCGAUUCUGGGUUAUCUGCUUACAUCACUAAAAUUUCAGAUGGUGCUAGCUGAGAGCUGUUGAUAUUCAAGGAUCCACUUAAUAUAUCUGCUAGAUGAGAGUUGGACAUGCUAAUGUUUUCUAUGUUCUUGAUAUUUUGUGAUGACAUGGUGAAAUGUAUUACUGUAUUAUAAGAUUAAUUAGUAGGAACCCAUAUCUUAGUUUUGCAGCUUCUUUCCUUCUUUUUAGUUUGCCCUGCACAAAACAGGGAUAUUUUGAGAUAAAAUAGUAGUAGCAUUAUAUGUUGUAUGAUUUGCUACGAUUGAAAUUUAUACUUGUCUCAAGGAAAAAUUGAUGCUUUUUUUU
Molecule: messenger RNA, 1836 nt
Organism: Musa acuminata subsp. malaccensis (wild Malaysian banana)
Lineage: Eukaryota; Viridiplantae; Streptophyta; Magnoliopsida; Zingiberales; Musaceae
Source: RefSeq, a predicted model, not a curated record